AUGCCUCGUGCAUGUACAUGUAUAUUUAAAUUUACAUUUCUUCCGGGACCGUCUAAAGCCAGGAAAAAGUUUGAUAGUUCUUUAAAAGAAAAAAUUGAAUCGAAGUAGGAAGAAUACUUGUGUCCAUUCUUUUCCAUUCUACGUAGUUGAAUAAGUAUAUUCGUUUACAGUUUCCGAGGAACUUUAUUACGAAACGUUCGUUAACAUGACGAAUAUUAUGGAAGAAAUACAAAUGCUUUUCAAAAGUGAGGUAGACAAAUAUAAACAAGUUCAAAAAGAUUACCACAAAGCAUUGAGUCAAAGGCAGCAGUUGGAUGGCCAGUUAAAUGAAAAUAUCGCAGUUAAGAAAGAGUUAGAUCUUUUAAAAACAGAUAACGAUGUUUUCAAGCUGAUAGGACCAGUUCUAAUAAAACAGGAUUUGGAAGAAGCUAAACAAAAUGUUUCCAAGCGUAUGGAAUAUAUUUCUUCCGAACUGAAACGAGUGGAAGAAUUAAUUGUAACUUUAGAUAAAAAGCAAGAUACUCACCGGGAAGCCUUAGAGAAAUAUGAUCAAAUGUUCCAAGCUCAUGUGAAAGCAGCAUUCAGUCAACCAAAGGCAUAACAUUCUGCAUAAGCUGUUAAAAAAUUACAGUGUUAUCUCUUGUUAUGUCAAUAUUAUGUAAUGAGAAAAGACAUGUAAUUACAAAAUAGCACCAUCUUUAUUUCUGAAUCGGAUAAAAAAUCAAGACAAACUGCUUGAUUA
Messenger RNA from Megalopta genalis, 742 nucleotides. It is a transcript of the gene Pfdn6, whose product is annotated as prefoldin 6. The record is from RefSeq and is a predicted model, not a curated record. Gene Ontology annotation, molecular function: protein-folding chaperone binding. Gene Ontology annotation, cellular component: cytoplasm; prefoldin complex. NCBI's taxonomy places the organism in Eukaryota, Metazoa, Arthropoda, Insecta, Hymenoptera, Halictidae. Gene Ontology annotation, biological process: chaperone-mediated protein complex assembly; protein folding.